AUGUUGAUGCAGACUGUUCUCAUCUUUGGAAGCUUAUUAUCAGCUGUGAGAGGCAUCUCCCUCCAAACUGGCAGGCUUAACAUUUCUCAGACUCUGCAGGGCUGGAGCUGUAGCAGUGCUUGUUCACCCUCUCAACACUGUCGACUGCCUCGUUGUACAAACGUUGUAUUUCCCAAAACAUUCAGUGGAUCCGGAACGGUUAACAUCUAUGUGACGGUGAGCCAUGGUGAGAAGUUUUCACGUGUCCAUUCACCCUCGGCUAUGUGGGUUCAGUCCGUCACUACACGUGACUUUGAUGUGUGUGCACGUGAGUCAGGUAUUGGAUCAAAUGGUACAGGAAUCAUCAACUGGUUGGCUUUCCAAGAUUAUCCACAAAUGACGCGUGGUAGUGUUUCGUUUAGUGGAAUAUGGACAACGGAAACUAAGUGUGAAAAAGUUACCUUCUCACAGAAUUUUCCCGGAAGACCAUCUGUGUUUGCGUCAGCUAGGUACACACGUGACACAAAGCCGAAUGACGCUAUGUAUGUUUGGUUGGAAAAUGUAAAUUCUAAAAGUUUCGAGGUGUGCAUCCGGGAGUUCCUGCCCUUCGAUGGAAAACAUCAAGACACUAUCGUGGACUGGUUUGCAUUUGUUGCCAAUGGCUCUGAAUCUAAUUUUACGCUGUCAGGAGAAGCAGAUUUUCCAAACAGCAACCUGCCAACAGCUGAGGACAAUUAUGGUUUCUGUCAACAAGUGCAGUUUAACACAACCUUUUAUGCUUCACCUGUUGUCCUUGUGUCCGUGCAUCAUCUGUACAACCCUCAAGUCAGCAUGAAAAGCCUCGUCUCACCGAACAAUAACAUCAUAUCAGCCUGGGUUGAGGAAGUUAGCCUUACAUCCAUGAGGAUUUGCGUCAGAGACUUGAGUGGAACAGGAAGCAAACACGAUCCUCUGUCGGUUAACUACGUCGUAAUUGGAGACCUCAAUCCCUGUCUAGACGUGUUCUGCCCGUCAUUCGGAGUCUGCAAAACCUACAGUGCCCAUGAAGCUCGCUGUGUGUGUAAUGAAAACUGCCCGUCGUACCAAGAUCCUGUCUGCACGGAAAAUGGAACAUCAUAUGACAAUGAAUGCUUGUACAAAUUGAGCUUCUGCAAGGGAAUAGACAAUAAUACCUUGUAUCAUCCUGGCAGCUGUGAGGGCUUUCCAAUCGUUCAUGGUCGUAUCAAGCUUCUUCGAAUUCCCAAUUGGUCAGACUCAAGUUGCCAGACAGUGGUAUUCCCACCGUACCGCUUCUAUCCGAACAAAAAGGUUCAAGUACAGAUCACCCUUAAUCAUAUGAACUUGGAUGACUCCGUCACAGUGCACCAUGCUAUCACAUCCUGGACCGAAAGAAUCAAUACACAAAAUUUUACAGUAUGCGCAAUGCAAUCUGGGAGAAAUGGAGACAACUUCAAUCCAUUCGCCACUGUUGAUUGGAUGGCGUACCAAGGAGCACCACCGGAGGGAACGACGGGAACAAUCAAGAUGACAAAAUGGUGGUCAGGAACAAAUUGUGCAAAUGUGACGUUUCCAAAAGACAAGUUUAAGGAUUCACCAGUUGUUCUUGUGACGUCCAAUCACCAUAGAAGUGGGAAGGAACAUGACACUGCUUUGAUUUGGACAGAGGAUAUAACCGAGAACUCGUUCAAGGCUUGUUUGCGGGAACUGCAAAACUUUGAUGGGAAACAUCAAGAUAUUUAUGUGAACUGGUUAGCGUUUGCCAACUUGCAUAAGCCGCUCUUCACUGAACACGGCUCUGUAAACUUUCCAAACACGAAUCCACCAACAGAUGAAGACAACAAUGCUUACUGCGAGUUUGUGCACUUUACACGAAGUUAUAAUGCGACACCAUCCGUCCAGAUAUCAGCGAAUCACAGCACGACAGCAAGUGGAAACUUGGCACCAGUUCAUAACGGUAUUUCAACAUGGAUUGAGAAUAUGAAUGAAUCUGGAUUCAGAGUUUGUGUCAAGGAAUUGUACGUGACUAGAUAUGAUCCUCUGUCAGUGGGUUAUGCGGUCCUUAAAGACAUUUGCGAUCCCGGAUGGAGCUACUUCGAUGGCUUCUGUUACUUCACGAGUGAUACCUGUGCAAAUUGGACCACAGCAGUAAAAAAAUGUAGACAAGAAAACUCAGUCCUUGCUGACGUCAACAACAAUGAAGAAAAUGUUUACAUACAACAUCGCCAUAAUGGAGAGAAAUCCUGGCUGGGUUUAAAUGACAGAACAACAGAGGGUGACUUUACUUGGGUGGAUCAUGGACAUGGAAACUUUACAGCCUGGACCAAGAAUCAGCCAAAUAAUUUCAAAGAAGAAGAUUGUGUGCACGCUCUUGGUGUGGAACACAACUACGAAUGGAACGACGUGCAUUGUAGUGAGUGUCAUCAGUUUACUUGUAGGAAAGACUUAGAUGAAUGCCAAAAUGAUCUGAAUUACUGUCACAAACUGGCAACGUGUACAAAUGAACGUGGCUCGUACACGUGCAAGUGUAAAGCUGGAUACAUUGGAGAUGGAUUUGGUUGUUAUCACAUCUAUGCAGGCCUGGGGUAUUCAGCAAUAUUAGCAAACGAUGGCGGUUACCUUAGAACCCUGAGCAAUUGGUUAAGCCCUGUUGUACAGAGCCAGUCCUCAUACUGGAAGCGCUGCUGGCGAGCAUCAGUGGAUGGUUGGGCCAGUACUACCUUCCACUCAUUGUGCGACAGCAAAGGGCCCACAGUGACUAUAAUCCGUGUGGGAAAAUACAUCUUUGGUGGAUACACCGGCACAUCAUGGACUUCUAGUUGUAAAUACCAGUACACUUCGAGCGCAUUUUUGUUCUCAUUGGUUAACAAGCCUGGCUGGGGACCAGUGAAACUAACCCAACAAGGCAACUAUGCCUAUCAUAGGAAAUAUUCCAUAUACGGUUGUCACGACUGUGGUCCCGCAUUUGGUGGAGGACACGAUAUCUACAUUGCCAGCUACGCAUCAUCCAACAAAUAUUCUUACUCAAACCUUGGACACACCUAUAGUCCACCAUCUGGCCACAGUUAUACCAGCUCCUUCAUCCAAUCAUUCCUGGCAGGAAGUUACAAUUUUCAACCUGAUGAAGUUGAAGUGUUUUAUGAAAGUACUUAACAUAAAUCUGUUGAAUCAAGUGUCAUAAAAAAAUCCACAGGUUUUAGAAAACUCAAAGACGUCAGUUCAGUAAACUAAAAUGACGUAUGAUUUGCAUGUUUCCUUUGUAGAAUCCUAAUCACUUUUUGAAGGCAUGUCACGUAAUAAUGUAGAUUUAGAAUAAACAGCAUGAAAAGUUAUACAAGUAAUAAAAGAGUUGAAAAAA
Molecule: messenger RNA, 3334 nt
Organism: Pocillopora damicornis (cauliflower coral)
Lineage: Eukaryota; Metazoa; Cnidaria; Anthozoa; Scleractinia; Pocilloporidae
Molecular function (GO): protein binding; calcium ion binding
Source: RefSeq, a predicted model, not a curated record